This is a messenger RNA of Chrysochloris asiatica (Cape golden mole), 1041 nucleotides long. It is a transcript of the gene LGALS8, whose product is annotated as lectin, galactoside-binding, soluble, 8. The record is from RefSeq and is a predicted model, not a curated record. Lineage: Eukaryota; Metazoa; Chordata; Mammalia; Afrosoricida; Chrysochloridae. The coding region runs from base 1 to 1041 and encodes 346 amino acids. The transcript is spliced from 10 exons. Gene Ontology annotation, molecular function: carbohydrate binding.
AUGAUGCUGUCUUUAAGCAACCUACAAAAUGUCAUCUAUAAUCCGGUAAUCCCGUAUGUUGGCACCAUCCCUGAGCACCUGGAGCCUGGGACUUUGAUUGUAAUACGUGGGCAUGUUCCAAGUGAUUCGGACAGAUUCCAGGUGGACUUGCAGUGUGGCAGCAGUGUGAAACCUCGAGCUGAUGUGGCCUUUCAUCUCAACCCACGCUUCAAAAGGGCCAACUGCAUUGUUUGUAAUACUCUGACCAGUGACAAGUGGGGGCGGGAAGAUAUCACCUAUAACAUGCCUUUUCAGAAAGAAAAGUCUUUUGAAAUCGUGAUCAUGGUGCUGAAGGACAAAUUCCAGGUGGCUGUAAAUGGAAAACACACGCUGCUCUAUGCCCACAGGAUUAGCCCAGAGAAGAUAAACACUCUGGGCGUUUACGGCAAGGUGAACAUUCAUUCCAUCGGUUUCAGCUUCAGCUCGGACUUACAAGGUCCCCAAGCAUCUUCUGUGGCGCUGACACAGAUUAACAGAGAAAAUGUGCAGAGGUCUGGCAUCUCACAGCUUCCUAGGGAUAGGGUCGCUCCCAGAACUGUCGACAAGAACAAAGAUUCGACUUGCGCCAAAAUACUACCUACCAACUGUAUUUCAAAGACUCUGCCAUUUGUCGCCAGGCUGAACUCCUCAAUGGGCCCUGAGCGGACUGUUGUCGUUAAAGGAGAGGUGAACACAAAUGCCAGAGGCUUUAAUGUUGACCUUGUAGCAGGAAAAUCAAGGGAUAUUGCUCUACAUUUGAACCCACGCCUGAAUAGUAAAGCAUUUGUAAGAAAUUCUUUUCUUCAAGACUCCUGGGGAGAAGAAGAGAGAAAUAUUACCUGUUUCCCAUUUAGUCCUGGAAUGUACUUUGAGAUGAUAAUCUAUUGUGAUGUUAAAGAAUUCAAAGUUGCCAUCAAUGGUGUACACAGCUUGGAGUACAAGCAUAGAUUUAAAGAGCUUAGCAACAUUGACACGCUGGAAAUUGAUGGAGACAUCAACUUAUUGGAAGUAAGGAGUUGGUAG